AACAAAUUCACUCACAUCUUUUUUUUGUCGCGUGCUCAAGUAUUUAUAAAUUUUAAGUAAAAUUUGCCAUAAUUUUGUAAAACAAUUCUUCCGUUACAAAUUGAAAAUGCAAACCACCAAAACGAAACGUGUGAAGAAGACCAAAUCACGGGUCCAGAAGCUAAUUGCCAUUACAACGCCCAAGUUGCCAAUACGUCGCCUGGUUAUACCGCGUCCCGAUGUGCUCCACACGUAUCUAGAGUACAACCAGAUCAAUCAGUAUCUGGAAUAUAUAGUAAAUCGCUAUUCGAACUUUGUCAAACUCUAUACGCUGGGCAUCACACACGAGAAGCGUGAAGUGCGCGCUUUGGAGAUCAACUGGAUGAAUCCUGACAAUGUCGAGCUGCCAACCACAUUGCGCAUGCAGGCUGCCAAGCAGGCGGAGCUGUAUAGGAGCAGCGGAGCCAAGGGUCCCAUGGUGCUGCCCGGGGAUAAGAAUCGCAACAUUAUCUUCAUUGAGGCGGGCACACAUGCUCGGGAAUGGAUUACGGUCAGCACCAGUCUCAAUUGCAUCUAUCAGCUGACGGAACGUUAUACCCGAAACAUUGAAGUGUUGCGCAAUCUGCGUUUCAUCAUUGUGCCCUUGGUCAAUCCCGAUGGCUACGAAUACUCGCGCACCAAGAAUCGCAACUGGCGUAAAAAUCGACGACCGCAUAAGGGCACCAAGUUCGUCGGCACCGACUGCAAUCGCAAUUACGAUGUGUACUGGGAGAGCGGUCCGAGCAAGACGCAACGCAACACCUACAAGGGUGAGCGUCCCUUCUCCGAGCCCGAGACGCGUGCCAUGCGCAACAUUCUCGACAGUCUGGCGCCCAAUUUGUUGUUCUUCUUAUCUCUACACUCCUACGGCCAGAGCAUCAUGUAUCCCUGGGGCUAUUGCCGUGAUCCGCCCUAUCACUGGCGUGAGCUGCACACAUUGGCCACCUGCGGACGCACCGCCAUCAAGACGUACAAUGGUCGCGAGUAUCGCACCGGCUCCAUUAGCUGCCUGACCAAACGCACCAUUGCCGGCUCAGUAGUGGACUACGUCUAUGGUGUGCUGAAGGCGCCCAUGGCGCUGGUCAUGGAGUUGCCAUCCCGAGAACUGGGCUUUCAGCCGCCAGUCGAGAUGAUCAGCCAGAUUGGACACGAGAGCUGGUUUGGCAUACGCGAGAUGUGCAAGAGUGCUUUCGAUUUGCGGCGUCGCAUCAAUCGCGACGAGGAGCCCGUGGCUCCCAGACCACCGCGUGCUGCAGGCGCCGGAGACUGUGCAUCGGCAGCCAACAGCAGCGGUGAGGAGAAGAAAACCACACCCAAGAAGGUGCGCAUGCGAAAGCGCAGCAAACGCACCAUACUCUCACAGCAUGCGGAUAUACUCGAAAUGCAGAAGCGACACAAGGCAGCGACGAUGAUGUUGCCACGACGACCAUUGACGGCGCCAGCUUUGGUCAGACGUGCUGGGCAAGGCGAUGAGCCUUCAGACACAGUUUAAGCAAUUGGACGAAUAGCAAUUAGUGGACGAUAGGAUUAACUGAAUGAAUUAGGUGUGUAUUUCUAUGUGUGAACAAUAAACUAAUACAAUUCACAAA
Molecule: messenger RNA, 1607 nt
Organism: Drosophila albomicans
Lineage: Eukaryota; Metazoa; Arthropoda; Insecta; Diptera; Drosophilidae
Product: carboxypeptidase B
Exons: 2
Coding region: 107-1510 (467 amino acids)
Biological process (GO): proteolysis
Molecular function (GO): zinc ion binding; metallocarboxypeptidase activity
Source: RefSeq, a predicted model, not a curated record